CCCUGAUUGCGAAAGCAGUGACGUAGCGGCUCUGCGUCAGCAGCGCGCUGCAGGAAGCGGGAAGCGGCCGAUCGGAGCCGGAGGGCUGAGGUGAUUUUAUUGUAUUGUAUUUGUGCUCUGUGAGCGUCAUGAGUGCGGACGGUAAUGACAGUGAUCUGGAGGUGGAGAGGAUAAUGGAGCGUCCUCCUAGCAGCUACGGCUCCAUGAGGAGUGACGACCGUGAGGAUGAAGAUGAGGAGCUUGAUGACCGUCCACAGCCCACCGCUCACGUCAGCCUGGGCCCUCUGACCAGACCUUCAGUGAUCAGGCUGACCCGCUCCGACUCUCCAGAGACCGGAAUCACAGCGCUCACUCAGGGACAGCAGUCCAGCGUCCACAAAGAGGGAGCGUUCAUCAGUCAGCAGGGGCGAGAGCAGCAGAUGUUAAGGGGUACGGAAGAUACGUUUGAGGAAUAUGGCCUGAGAGACUUGAGGAGGAGGGCGGAGUUUCAGAUGAGGAUGGAGGUGACGUCCAUGGAGCCACAGCAGCCCCCACAGAAUCUCCACCCACCACCGGAGGGCGUCGGCCUACAGUCGGGCGUCGUCCACAUCACUCUGACGCUGUCAUUUGUGUUCAAGGCAAUGCAGCAGAGUCUGUCUAAGCUGAAUCCUGCGGAGCUGGUCUGGUUUAAACGCAGUCUGUGCAGUCAGUACAAGAACAAAUUUGAGUUGUCCCAGCUAGAGGAGUGCGAUGUGCUGGACGUUGUUGACCGGCUGUUGGAACGGCGCAGCAAAGGAGAGGCAGUGCACCUGACCAUCCGAACGCUGCAGGACAUCAACAAACGACCCAUCGCUGAUGAGCUGGAGACUGUCUGCAAGAGAGCUGUGGUCCAGUAUCAUUUGAGGAACAGCCAUAUAAGGCGAUAUUAUAACCUGUACGAGGGUACCUGUCGGCCUGGUCAGCAGCGCUUCGUGAGCGACGUCUACGCAGAGCCACCCAUGUUCAUCGGCGGGGACUGGGACAUAAACACAGAGCAUGAGGUCCACAGGCCCAAUUUCCCCAGCAACCAGGGAACCCCCAUCAGGGCAAGUGACAUCUUCCGUCCUAUGGAAGGUGACAUGCGAGUCCGGACUGUCCUGAUGACAGGAGUUCCAGCCAUCGGGCUGACUGUGGCCGUGCAGAAGUUCAUCAUGGACUGGACGGACGAGCACGCUAACCAGGACCUCCAGUUUGUCUUCUCUCUACCUGGCCGAGAGUUGCACUUGGUCAAAGACACAGAGCAGAACUUCUUGGAGAUGCUCACAAGCUUCUACCCAGAGACAAAGAAUGUUGACUUUCUGGGUAAUGAGGACUGUCCCAUCCUUUUUAUUAUUGAUGCUUUAGAGCUUUGCAGGCAACCCCUGAACUUCAAGGGCAAUCCGGAUAUCAGUGACCUGAUGGAGAAAGCCUGUGCAGAUGCCCUCUUGACCAGCUUGAUCAAGGGUACCCUGCUGCCUCACGCUAGGAUAUGGAUCACAUGUCACCGGGUUGCAGCCAGCAAGAUCCCUUUUCAGUAUGUCAGCAGGUUCAUUGACCUGAAAGGAUUUACUGAUGCGAAGAAGGAUGAGUACUUCACCAAGAGGACUAAAGAUCCUGCACUGGGUGUCCGGGUGCUUGAGCAUAUCAAGAAAUCUCCGGCCCUCUACAACAUCUGCCAGUUACCUCUUCUUUGCUGGAUUGUGGCCUUCAUCUAUGAAAGGCGCUUCCAUAGUCCGGACUACACGGAACAUCUACCAGCAAUCACCACUUUCUACACUCAGUAUAUGAUCGUGCAGACGAAUCGCAAGAUCGAGCGCUACGUUGGGACGGGCUUGGAAGCAUCCCGCUGGAAGGAUAAAGACAAGGAUUUUCUGACCUGUAUGGGCAAACUCGCACUGAAGAUGGUGCUGGAGGAGAGAGACGUUUUCUACGAGAAUGAGGUGUCUGAUCUAGGGCUAGACCUGGAUGAUGUGACCAAUCGGGGUGGGAUUUCUACUGAAGUGAGGCGAGCAUGCGGGUACACGCGAGGUGAGCAGGGAUUAAGCUUUGUUCACUACAGUAUGCAGGAGUUCAUGGCAGCCAUGUACACGUAUGUGACGUUUAGGGUUAAGGGUAAGAAUGUCUUCGAGCAGCAGAUCAAGAACAAGGUGGCCAAGCUGAUGAAGGACAGACCCGUUGUUGAUCUCUACAAGCUGGCCGUGGACCGAGCCUUGGCCAGCCGCAGCGGGCACCUGGACAUGUUCCUACGCUUCCUGUUUGGCUUUGUUACACCUGGGACGGAAGCACAUCUGCGUGGAUACUUGCUGCCUCAGUACCACCCACCGCCCAAGGGCAUGGACGACGUUGUGAAGUACGUGAACAAGAAGAUCAAGGAGAAUGCUUCACCUGAAAGGUGCAGGAACCUUGGAUGGUGCCUCAUCGAGCUGGAGGAGGGCAAGAAUCAGAGAUGACAAAGUGAGAAAUGACAGAACAGGAAAGUGCGAUGUUCUGUGGAUGGUUUGUGUUUAUGUGCAAGAGGAGAAAAAGGAUUCCUGAGUGCUGCUUUAGAGAAAGACCUUGGCUGCUCAGUUCCAGUUUUGCUCACUACAUGUCCUAGUCCUGGUCUCCAAAGAUCAGCAUGGGAAAGAAUCUUAUUGCCUUUUACCAGUGCACCAUACCAACCAAUGUUGGCGAAAAUGAAGGUGAGAACGAAACUGUCUGCAUGAGUUAAUGGUCCUGGCAAAUACAGUUCAAUAGCUUAGUUUAAAAUCUGUUUAUCUUUUUGUUACGUCAUCAGAUAUUUGUUUAAUUCUGUGUAUGUUGGUUAUAGUAACAGUGGAAAAAGAUAAACAGCUUCUCGUCACAUCGGGCCGGAUUCACAAAACCUUUCCAGAGAUAAAAACCUAAAAAUAUCUGAAAAUCUAUUUAUGUCUAAAGAUAGAACUGUGAGAGGACUAUAGGAGUGUUCUGAAGUGUUCAUUACAAAAAAUAUAUUCUUAAAUAUUCUGUUCAGCUCAGUUGUUUAGAAAGUCUUAUUUUACCAGCUGACCUGUUUAUUAUUUAAGCAAAGGUAUGAAAUGUUUGCAUUACUUGUGUAAUGAGAUGUUAAUGUGCCUUAUUGUGUUCACUUUUUGUGUUAGAUGUAGAUUAGAUGUACACUCGCAUUAGAUGUACAUAAAACCUCGCAUUGGAUGGUUGGGGUUUGAUUCCCUGUUCAGUUGGGAAUACCAGCGUGACAAUCACUGCGUCUUAGUAGUCCAUUUUUUAUAAGAGUGUGUGCUAAAUACAUAGAUGUAUGAAAGAGAGAUGAGCCUCCUUUUUGGGGGAAAAAUGGACACAAAAAUGCACAUCAUGUCAACAAUCUGUGUGUGUGUGUGUAUAUAUAUGUGUGCAGGGGCAGAAUUGGUGAUAUAUAUGAUUAUGUUUUCACACUUAUCCUUUUUGAAUAGAUUUACUCUAACAGGGUUCUGAUGGACAUGUGUGCUCUAUGAUGAUCAGAGACUGUUACGGUCCACUGUAGUCCUGAGUCAUUCUGUAGUCGGAGCCGUGCUCUUAUGCCAGUAUUUGGAACCAGAGUUCCUAAUGACGCUUGACUGCAGUGGUUUAUUAUAACAGCCUCACUGGGGUCGUCCUCUAAAUGCUGACAGAUUACAG
Molecule: messenger RNA, 3630 nt
Organism: Pygocentrus nattereri (red-bellied piranha)
Lineage: Eukaryota; Metazoa; Chordata; Actinopteri; Characiformes; Serrasalmidae
Gene: nlrc3l
Product: NLR family, CARD domain containing 3-like
Exons: 7
Coding region: 129-2447 (772 amino acids)
Source: RefSeq, a predicted model, not a curated record